ACUUGGCGCGCUCAGACGAACGGCGCGCCCCUCCAUUCAUUGCCGAUCUGUACGCAACACUGGCACGACGUUGCCACCGCGUUUAUUCUCUAACUUUUUAUUUCCAGUAACUUUACUUUUAUUUCAAGUGAAAGUCUCGAAUAUUCAUAUUGAAAUCUCGAGCACAGUUUUAAACCUUUAAAUUUGCACUUUAACAAACAAAGCUCGGAAUGGUAGACACGCGAAAUUGUUGAAACAGCUCACGGUUGCAGUAAUUUCAUAUUCUUCGUACAUAGGGAUUUAUGAGAGAUCGUGAAGAUUGCAACAUCACUUUCAAAUAGAAGACGACGUCAAAGGAACGAAAAUGUCGAAAAAACAUCUCCACAAUCAAGCCGCUAUACCGUUAGCUCCUGCAGUAUUCAAGAAACCUCAAAUGCGGCCAAUGAUAGCCGAGUAUGACCCAAAGAAAAAAGGAGUCAGGACUGACUUAUCAGAUGUCGUUAUGGUCAAGUAUAAAGUUGACCCUAAUGAAAUUCCGGUAGAACAACAGGCGGGGUCCACCCUGCCUCUUAUGGAAAUACCGGGACGGGACAUAGAGGCUGAUGAAGACUAUAAUCCGUUUGAGCAUCGAAAACUGGCGCACCCCACAUCAGAUCUGGAUACACUUAUCCAUUUACUGAAAGGGUCACUCGGAAGCGGAAUUUUAGCCAUGCCCAUGGCGUUUAUGCACGCCGGCCUGUACGUGGGGCUGUUCGCCACGUUCCUCGUAGGAGGCAUCUGCACGUACUGCGUGCACGUGCUGGUGAAGACCGCGCACGAGCUGUGCCACAGGAUGCAGAAGCCAUCGCUGGGCUUCGCCGAGACAGCUGAGGCGGCUUUCUUGGCCGGCCCUCCAGCGGCACAUAAGUUUUCGAGACUAGCGAAAGCCAUGGUGAACUGGUUCCUUGUGGUGGACUUAUUAGGAUGUUGCUGCGUGUACAUAGUAUUUGUGGCAUCGAAUGUAAAGCAAGUAGCCGAUUUUUACGCAAUGGGAACAGAAUGGCACGAUAUGGAUGUACGACUCUACAUGCUUGCGACUCUACCUUUUCUAAUUCUUAUUAAUCUCAUCAGAAAUCUGAAGUACUUGGCCCCGUUUUCUAUGAUUGCGAAUUUAUUGGUUGGCUGUGGAAUGGGUAUCACUUUUUAUUACCUGUUCCAAGAAAUGCCUGAAACCAGUGAACGUGCAAAUUUCGCUGGAUUCGACAAACUGCCGACAUUCUUUGGUACCGCUAUUUUCGCACUGGAGGGCAUCGGUGUCGUGAUGCCACUGGAAAACAACAUGAAAACUCCGACUCAUUUCAUCGGCUGCCCUGGCGUGCUAAACAUUGGCAUGUUCUUUGUCGUGUCUCUGUAUGCUACCACUGGAUUUUUCGGAUAUCUGAAAUAUGGACCCGACACUCAAGGCAGCAUCACGCUUAAUCUUCCUCAGGAUGAAUUAUUGGGCCAGAGUGUGAAGCUGAUGAUUGCCGUAGCAAUAUUCUUUACAUACAGCCUGCAGUUCUACGUGCCUAUGGAAAUCAUCUGGAAGAACGUCCGCCAUAUGUUUGGCGCCAGGAAAAACCUCGCCGAGUACAGCAUAAGAAUAGGGAUUGUGCUUAUGACACUUGGCAUUGCCAUUGCCAUUCCUAAAUUAUCACCUUUCAUAUCACUUGUUGGUGCGGUAUGCCUGUCUUUCCUUGGUCUCAUAUUUCCGGCUGUUAUCGAAACCGUCACUUUUUGGGAUAGACCUAACGGACUUGGCUUUUGCAAGUGGGUUCUGUGGAAAAAUAUGUUUUUGGUUUCAUUUGGAAUCCUCGGAUUUUUAACUGGUUCCUAUGUUAGUAUUUUAGAAAUUAUUAACGGUUGAGAUUCAUAUUAUAAUUAAGUAUAUUAUUAUAUAAAACUUACUCGGUGGGACCGAGAAGACAACCGAGAAGUAAAAGUAUUUGUAUAAAAUGUAGUUGGAUAAGGACCAUUUUGAAUCAUUUUUUGCCUUUAUUUUAUAACUAUAGUUUUAUAAUUGGACGUAUGAAGUUACAUCGCCGCCUUAGCAAGUAAAACUAGUCGAGAGC
This is a messenger RNA of Cydia amplana, 2069 nucleotides long. RefSeq names its product proton-coupled amino acid transporter-like protein CG1139. Gene Ontology annotation, molecular function: L-amino acid transmembrane transporter activity. Bases 344 to 1864 code for a protein of 506 amino acids. The record is from RefSeq and is a predicted model, not a curated record. NCBI's taxonomy places the organism in Eukaryota, Metazoa, Arthropoda, Insecta, Lepidoptera, Tortricidae. The transcript has 6 exons. Gene Ontology annotation, biological process: amino acid transmembrane transport.